AUGGCGGAUGCUGCGGCAAGGCAGCUCCAGUAUGAAUAUAAAGCGAAUUCCAAUCUUGUGUUGCAAGCAGAUGUUCGAUUUAUCGAAAGAAGAAGCCGAGAUGAGGCAACUGGAGAGGUUAUGUCCCUUGUGGGCAAGCUGACGGGGACAAAAAUGGGUGACAGAGCUCAGAGAACUCGCCCUGGCAAAGCAGAAGAGCGCAAAGCAAAACGACAGAAGAGAGAUGAAGCACAGUAUGAUUUCGCUAGGAUGAAAGGAGUAACUUUAUUGUCGGAGGGAGUAGAUGAAAUGGUUGGUAUAAUAUAUAGACCUAAAACACAAGAAACUCGGCAGACAUACGAGGUUUUAUUGAGUUUCCUACAAGAAGCUUUAGGUGACCAACCGAGAGACAUUCUUUGCGGAGCUGCCGACGAAGUAUUGCAAGUUCUGAAAAACGACAGAUUAAAAGAACGGGAGAAAAAGAAGGAGACCGAAACAUUAUUAGGGCCAAUUGCCGAGGAAAGGUUUGCACUGCUGGUCAACCUGGGUAAGAAAAUAACAGAUUUCGGUAAUGAAGAAAAUAAAGCUAACACCGGUGAAGAAAAUAUCGACGAAACUUAUGGGAUCAACGUUCAGUUUGGUGGUGGGUCUGAAGAGGAAGACGAUGAGGACAUGUAUGGAGAGGUUAGGGAGGAAAUGGACGAUGAGGAAGGCGAGGAAGCUAAAGAAGACAGCGCUAUUCACGCAGAAAAUUUGGGUGGAGUGGAAGAGAUGAAAAAGGAAAAAGCUCUUCAUCCGUUGGACAUAGACGCUUACUGGCUGCAAAGACGGUUGUCCAAAAUAUACGACGAUGCGAUGGUGUCACAAGCCAAAGCUACGGAGGUCCUGAACGUUCUUAGAGACGCCGGCGACGAUCGCGAAUGUGAAAAUCAGUUGGUUUUACUUUUAGGUUACGACUGUUUCGACUUCAUAAAACAGCUAAAAAAGCACAGACAGAUGAUUUUGUACUGUACUCUACUGGCCAAGUCUCAGAGUGACUCGGAACGCCAAAAGAUAAAGGACAAAAUGUCUGACGAUCCUUCAUUGCAUCGUAUCCUGAAGCUUUUGGAGACGGGGAAAGGCGACGACGAUGACGAGGAUGACGAGUCCGCCUCGAGGUCCCACAGGAGGAAGAACGAUUCAGACGAUAUGGACACAGGAAGUGCUCAAGUGGCAGGUUCAAGGCACCUGAUAGAUUUCGAGGAUCUGGUGUUCCAACAGGGGUCCCAUUUCAUGGCCAACAAAAGGUGCCAGCUGCCCGAUGGGUCUUUCAGGAAACAGAGGAAAGGAUACGAAGAGGUUCAUGUUCCCGCUCUAAAACCCAAACCUUUCGGGGACAAUGAGAAACUGCAACCCGUCGAUCAACUGCCGAAAUAUGUACAACCCGUCUUUGAAGGUUUUAAAACUCUCAACCGAAUUCAAAGUAGACUAUAUAAGGCCGCCCUUGAAUCUGACGAGAAUUUGCUUCUCUGUGCCCCAACGGGCGCCGGUAAGACCAACGUGGCGCUGUUAUGUAUGAUGAGAGAGAUCGGCAAGCAUAUAAACCCGGACGGUACCAUAAACGCGGACGAUUUCAAGAUCAUUUAUGUGGCUCCCAUGAGAUCCCUCGUACAGGAAAUGGUGGGUAAUUUCGGUAAGCGACUGGCGAGUUACAAUAUUACCGUUUCCGAGUUAACGGGCGACCAUCAGCUGACCAGGGAGCAGAUAGCAGCCACUCAGAUCAUAGUUUGCACUCCCGAGAAGUGGGAUAUCAUUACGAGGAAAGGAGGAGAGAAAACGUUUACUUCCUUGGUCAGGUUGAUUAUCAUAGACGAAAUUCAUCUUCUUCACGACGAACGGGGCCCGGUUCUGGAGGCUUUGGUGGCCAGGACGAUAAGGAUGAUAGAAUCCACCCAGGAGGACGUACGUUUGGUCGGUUUAUCCGCCACCUUACCCAACUAUCAAGACGUAGCCGCCUUCCUUAGAGUCAAACCUGAUUCCGGACUGUUCCACUUCGAUAACAGCUUUAGGCCGGUAGCCUUGGAGCAGCAGUACAUCGGCGUUACCGAGAAGAAAGCCCUGAAGAGGUACCAAGUGAUGAACGAGAUCGUGUACGAGAAAACGAUGGAACACGCCGGUCGCAACCAGGUGUUGAUCUUCGUACACUCCAGGAAGGAAACCGGCAAGACCGCGAGGGCGAUCAGGGAUAUGUGCUUGGAAAAGGAUACGCUGGGGCAAUUUCUACGAGAGGGAUCGGCUUCUAUGGAGGUGUUGCGCACGGAGGCGGAGCAGGUGAAAAACCACGAGUUGAAGGAUCUGCUUCCGUACGGUUUCGCCAUUCACCACGCCGGCAUGACCCGCGUCGAUAGGACUUUGGUGGAGGAUCUAUUCGCAGACAGACACAUUCAAGUGCUUGUGUCCACCGCUACGUUAGCUUGGGGUGUUAAUUUACCGGCGCACACCGUAAUAAUUAAAGGCACUCAGAUUUACAACCCGGAAAAGGGUAGAUGGGUGGAACUGGGCGCCUUGGACGUGCUUCAGAUGUUGGGUCGUGCCGGAAGACCCCAGUAUGACACCAAAGGCGAGGGAAUACUGAUAACGAACCACAGCGAGCUGCAGUACUACUUGUCGUUAUUAAAUCAACAACUUCCCAUCGAAUCGCAGAUGGUUUCUAAGCUGGCCGACAUGCUGAACGCUGAAAUCGUACUCGGCACGAUACAGAACGUGAGAGAUGCAGUAACGUGGCUCGGCUACACAUACCUUUACAUACGAAUGAUGCGCCAGCCCACGCUUUACGGAAUCGCCCACGACCACGUCAAGCAAGACCAGCUGUUGGAGCAGCACAGGGCGGAUCUGAUCCACACGGCAGCGUUGCACUUGGACAGGAGCGGUUUGGUUAAGUACGACCGGAAAACUGGUCAGUUCCAAGUGACCGAACUCGGAAGGAUAGCCUCCCACUAUUACUGCACCCACGAGACCAUGCAGACUUACAACCAACUGCUCAAGCCCAUGUUGAGCGAAAUCGAGCUCUUCAGAGUGUUUUCAUUGUCCGGCGAAUUCAAAAAUAUCGCCGUACGCGAGGAAGAGAAGCUCGAGUUGCAGAAACUGAUGGAACGCGUGCCGAUUCCCAUAAAAGAGAGCAUAGAAGAGCCCAGCGCCAAAGUGAACGUCCUCCUGCAGGCCUACAUCUCGCAACUUAAACUGGAAGGUUUCGCUCUGAUGUCCGAUAUGGUGUACGUCACCCAGUCAGCGUCCCGUUUAAUGAGAGCCAUAUUCGAGAUCGUUCUGCAUAGGGGAUGGGCGCAGCUAGCGGAUAAAUCUUUGGCUUUGUGUAAAAUGAUCGACAAGCGAAUGUGGCAGUCGAUGUCGCCGUUGAGGCAGUUUAGGAAGAUGCCCGAGGAAAUCGUGAAGAAAAUCGAGAAGAAGAACUUCCCUUGGGAACGAUUAUACGACCUGGGUCCUAACGAGAUCGGGGAACUAAUCCGAGUCCCCAAAUUAGGAAAAACCAUACACAAAUACGUCCACCAAUUCCCGAAAUUGGAAUUAUCCACCCACAUACAACCAAUCACCAGGUCUAUGCUUAAAGUCGAGCUAACCGUAACGCCAGACUUUCAAUGGGACGAGAAACUGCACGGGGCGUCGGAAGCUUUCUGGAUCUUGGUGGAAGACGUGGACUCUGAGGUCAUUCUGCAUCACGAAUAUUUUCUUUUAAAAGCGAAAUACUGCCAAGACGAGCACCUGGUUAAAUUCUUCGUACCGAUAUUCGAACCGUUACCACCGCAGUAUUUCCUACGGAUCGUCUCGGACCGGUGGAUAGGAGCGGAAACUCAGCUGCCCGUUUCCUUCAGACAUUUAAUCUUACCCGAGAAGAAUUUCCCGCCUACGGAACUCUUGGACCUGCAACCGUUGCCCAUAACAGCGCUACGGAACGAGAAAUACGAGGGCUUGUACUCAGACAAAUUCCCGCAGUUUAACCCCAUUCAAACACAGGUGUUCAAUUCUGUGUACAACGGAGACGACAACAUUUUCAUCGGAGCUCCGACGGGUUCCGGAAAGACGACCAUAGCAGAAUUUGCUAUUCUGAGGUUAUUCGAGAGGAAUCCCGAGGGCAGAUGUGUUUACUUGGUCCCGAAAGACGCUUUAGCUGAGCUUGUUUUCGCCGAGUGGCAUAACAAAUUCGGGCAAAACCUCGGCCGGAAAGUAGUGCUGUUAACCGGGGAAACUGGAACCGACUUGAAACUGCUAGCGAAAGGUCAAGUUAUAAUAACGACCGCUGAGAAAUGGGACGUGCUAUCCAGAAGGUGGAAGCAGAGGAAGAACGUGCAAAACGUCAAUUUAUUUAUCGUGGACGAGCUGCAUCUGAUCGGAGGCGAGGACGGGCCCGUAAUAGAAGUCGUUUGUUCAAGAAUGAGAUAUAUUUCCUCGCAAAUCGAGAAACCCAUCAGGAUAAUAGCCUUGAGUGCCUCGUUGACGGAUUACAAGGACGUCGCUCAGUGGUUGGGCUGUAAUGCUAACGCGACGUUUAAUUUUCAUCCCAGCGUUCGACCGAUUCCGUUAGAGUUGCACGUCCAAGGCAUUAAUAAUACUCACAAUGCUUCAAGAUUGAUCGCGAUGGCCAAACCAGUCUACAACGCUAUUUUGAGGUACAGCCCCCAUAAGCCGGCCAUCGUCUUUGUGCCCACUAGGAAACAAGCGAGGCUGACGGCAAUCGAUCUGCUUACGUACGCCGCUUCUGAGGGGCAGCCCAACAAGUUUUUCCAUGCCGAGGAAGAGGAUAUCAAGCCGUUUUUGGAUCGCAUGACGGAUAAGACAUUGAAAGAGACGUUGUCCCAAGGUGUUGCCUACAUGCACGAGGGCCUCACAGCCAGCGAUUUGCGACUGGUAGAGCAACUUUUCGAUUCCGGGGCCGUUCAGAUAGCCGUCGUUACCAGAGACUUGUGCUGGGCAGUGAACAUAUUCGCUCAUCUGGUCAUCAUUAUGGACACACAGUUUUACAACGGAAAGGUCCACGCCUACGAGGACUAUCCUGUCACAGACGUUCUGCAAAUGGUCGGAAGGGCUAACAGGCCCCUGGAAGACGACGAUUCCAAGUGCGUUUUGAUGUGUCAGAGUUCGAAGAAGGAUUUCUUCAAGAAGUUCUUGAGCGAUCCAUUGCCCGUAGAGAGUCACUUGGACCACAGGCUGCACGAUCACUUUAAUGCGGAAAUCGUCACGAAAACUAUUGAGAACAAGCAGGAUGCAGUGGAUUACCUAACGUGGACGUUCCUGUAUAGACGUUUGACGCAAAAUCCGAACUACUACAAUCUGCAAGGGGUAACGCACAGACAUUUAUCCGAUCAUCUUUCGGAACUCGUCGAGAACACGUUGUCGGAUUUGGAACAGUCGAAGUGUAUAAGUGUGGAGGACGAGAUGGAUUGCGUGCCGUUGAAUCUGGGAAUGAUCGCCGCUUACUACUACAUCAACUACACUACAAUCGAAUUAUUCAGCUUGUCCCUCAACAGCAAGACGAAAAUCCGUGGUCUGCUGGAAAUCAUCUCAUCGGCCGCCGAAUACGAAGACAUUCCAGUAAGACACCGCGAGGACAACAUCCUCAGACAGCUGUCACAGAAACUCCCGAACAAACUCACCUCUCCCUCGGGAGGCCAACCCAAAUUCAACGAUCCCCACGUCAAGACCAACCUCCUGCUCCAGGCGCACCUCUGCAGGUUGCAGCUGGGCGCCGAGUUGCAGGGCGAUACGGAAACCGUAUUGGCCAAAGCCAUCAGGUUGAUCCAGGCAUGCGUGGACGUGCUGAGUUCCAACGGGUGGUUGUCCCCUGCCGUGGCGGCCAUGGAGUUGGCCCAGAUGGUGACGCAGGCCAUGUGGAGCAAGGACUCUUAUUUGAAGCAGUUGCCGCACUUCAAUAACGACAUUAUCAAGAGGUGCACGGAUAAGGGUGUGGAAACUGUAUUCGACAUAAUGGAAUUAGAGGAUGAUGACAGAUCGAAACUUCUACAAUUGAGCGAUGCACAAAUGGCCGACGUGGCAAAGUUUUGUAACAGAUAUCCCAACAUCGAACUGACCUACGAGGUCCUGGAUAAGGAUCAGAUCCAUUCCGGAUCUUCCGUCCAUGUUGCCGUGCAGCUGGAAAGGGAGGACGAAGUUAGCGGUCCGGUUAUCGCACCGUUCUUCCCCCAGAAACGUGAGGAGGGCUGGUGGGUAGUCAUCGGCGAUCCCAAAUCCAACUCUCUCCUCUCCAUAAAGAGGUUGACCCUCCAGCAGAAGGCGCGGGUCAAGUUAGAUUUCGUGGCGCCCAGUCCCGGCCACCACAACUACACUUUGUACUUCAUGAGCGACGCUUACUUGGGAUGCGAUCAAGAGUAUAAAUUUUCCAUCGACGUGGGCGAUUUCGAGUCUAGCGGUAGCGAGUCAGACUAAGGCGUUGAAUUUAAACCGUGGUGAUUUGUAUGAGUUGCAUUUUGUACAUAAGUUUAGUUUAUUCGUAAUAAUAAAUAUUCCUUUAAAAUUA
Molecule: messenger RNA, 6505 nt
Organism: Anoplophora glabripennis (Asian longhorned beetle)
Lineage: Eukaryota; Metazoa; Arthropoda; Insecta; Coleoptera; Cerambycidae
Gene: l(3)72Ab
Product: putative U5 small nuclear ribonucleoprotein 200 kDa helicase
Exons: 12
Coding region: 1-6414 (2137 amino acids)
Cellular component (GO): nucleus
Molecular function (GO): nucleic acid binding; ATP hydrolysis activity; ATP binding
Source: RefSeq, a predicted model, not a curated record